Molecule: messenger RNA, 920 nt
Organism: Alternaria alternata
Lineage: Eukaryota; Fungi; Ascomycota; Dothideomycetes; Pleosporales; Pleosporaceae
Product: 60S ribosomal protein L12
Exons: 3
Coding region: 42-539 (165 amino acids)
Biological process (GO): translation
Cellular component (GO): cytosolic large ribosomal subunit; ribosome
Molecular function (GO): large ribosomal subunit rRNA binding; structural constituent of ribosome
Source: RefSeq, a predicted model, not a curated record
UCUUUACAACCAGAAGCAAUUGACUACCUCAAGCACUAGCCAUGCCUCCCAAGUUCGAUCCCUCCGAGGUGAAGGUCAUUCACCUCCGUGCGACCGGUGGUGAAGUCGGUGCCUCAUCCGCCCUCGCCCCCAAGAUCGGUCCUCUCGGUCUUUCCCCCAAGAAGGUCGGUGAAGAUAUCGCCAAGGCCACUGGUGACUGGAAGGGUCUCCGUGUCACUGUCAAGUUGACCAUCCAAAACCGUCAAGCCGCCGUCUCCGUCGUUCCCUCCGCUUCCUCCCUCGUCAUCAAGGCCCUUAAGGAGCCUCCCCGAGACCGCAAGAAGGAGAAGAACAUCAAGCACACCAAGUCUGUUCCUCUCGAUGAGAUCAUCAGCAUUGCCCGCACCAUGCGCUUCAAGUCCAUGGCCAAGGACCUGAAGGGUACCGUUCUUGAGAUCCUCGGAACUGCCUUCUCCACUGGCUGCAAGGUCGAUGGCCGCAGCCCCAAGGACAUCUCCGACGACAUCAAGGCCGGCGAGAUUGAGAUUCCUGAGGAGUAAGCGUUAGCACUAAGAAGUGUUCAACGAUCACGAUGGAACGAUACAUGCCAUAGAGGGUGCUACAUAGCUGAAUGAGGAUCAUGUCUCCCACCAGAGUUAGCCAUCUCGGGACCGGUGGAGUUUGCACAGCUGCGGCGUUUGGGAUUUUUGAUACCAUACCACAAAAGUGACCCAGGCAUACGACAAUGAUACAAUGCAUUUGUCAAAUCAACAUCCAAUUCUUCGAUUUGCUGUGACUCGAUCUCUGUGGACAACAUCAGCAUGUUUACUGCACAUACCAUAUCUCAUUAACUCUGCUGUAAUGCUACUCAGUACAGAGGGCUGAGACCACUGUCAUCAAAUAUCCAAGCCAAUUCAAGCGACCAACCAAAGCUUCUGUGA